This is a messenger RNA of Octopus sinensis (East Asian common octopus), 3314 nucleotides long. Its product is annotated as V-type proton ATPase subunit d. Gene Ontology annotation, biological process: vacuolar acidification; vacuolar transport; proton transmembrane transport. Gene Ontology annotation, molecular function: proton-transporting ATPase activity, rotational mechanism. The record is from RefSeq and is a predicted model, not a curated record. Gene Ontology annotation, cellular component: lysosomal membrane; early endosome; plasma membrane proton-transporting V-type ATPase complex. Lineage: Eukaryota; Metazoa; Mollusca; Cephalopoda; Octopoda; Octopodidae. The transcript has 8 exons. Bases 118 to 1167 code for a protein of 349 amino acids.
UAGCGAAUACUCACAUGACAUACACACACACUCCCCUUGUAAUUCUUGUCCGUAUACUGUUGUGAACAUCGUUUCUUCAUUUACUUUGCAACUGUGGUCAUACAGGCAGGCUUCAAUAUGAUGUCUGAAAUAUCUUUUAACAUUGACCACGGCUACUUGGAAGGCCUGGUCCGUGGUUUCAAAGGUGGCAUACUUAAGCAAUCCGACUACGUGAACUUGGUUCAGUGUGAAACAUUGGAAGAUUUAAAACUCCAUCUCCAAAGUACUGACUAUGGUAACUUCUUGGCAAAUGAACCAAGUCCUCUAACAGUGAAUGUGAUUGAUGAACGCCUCCGAGAUAAGCUAGUCAUUGAGUUCCAACAUCUACGCAACCAUUCCCUAGAACCCUUGGCAACAUUCCUUGACUACAUCACGUACAGCUACAUGAUUGACAACAUCACUCUAUUAAUUACUGGUACUGUUCAUCAGCGACCAAUUUCUGAACUGAUUCCCAAGAGCCAUCCACUGGGAAGUUUUGAACAGAUGGAAGCCAUCCAUAUUGCUUCCACUCCAGCUGAACUCUACAAUGCUGUCUUGGUUGACACCCCUCUUGCACCAUAUUUCAUUGAUUGUAUUUCUGAACAAGAUCUUGAUGAAAUGAAUGUUGAAAUCAUAAGAAAUACUCUCUACAAGGCAUAUCUUGAAGACUUCUAUAACUUCUGUAAAGAACUUGGUGGUGCCACAGCUGAGGUUAUGUGUGAAGCUCUUGAAUUUGAAGCUGAUAGAAGAGCCUUUGUUAUUACCAUUAAUUCGUUUGGGACAGAGCUAACCAAAGAAGAUCGUGCUAAGUUGUAUCCACGUUUGGGUAAACUGUACCCUGAUGGCCUUAAUAUGCUAGGCAGAGCAGAUGAUUAUGAACAAGUACGAGCUGUUGCAGAUUAUUAUGCAGUAUACAAAGAAUUAUUUGAAGGAGUUGGAGUAAAUGCUGGUGAAAAAACUCUAGAAGAUCGUUUUUUUGAAUAUGAGGUGAAGCUGAUGAGGAAUGCCUUCAUGCAACAGUUCCAAUAUGGUGUCUUUUACUCUUUCUUGAAACUCAAAGAACAAGAGUGUCGCAACAUCAUCUGGAUUGCUGAAUGUGUAGCACAGCGCCACCGAGCCAAAAUCGACAGCUACAUACCCAUUUUCUGAAGUCAUUGUGAAUCUGUUGAAAUUUAGUUGAAGACCAACUGCUAACACUUUCUUUUUUUUUUAUAUCAUCUUGGAAUUUUUUUCUUUCUGUGCUUCCCAUCAAUCAGAUGAAAAUAUAAAAGUAAAUUUAAAAAAAAAAUGAGUAAAGUGGGAAGAAGGAAAAAACAAAAAGUAACAAACAAUAAAAGCAAAAUGAAAGGAAUCAAACCAUUAGAAUAGAAAGAUUUCACAUCAUUGUAGACUUCUGUAGCCAAAACUAGAGCUAUGCUGAAAUUGUCUGCUGUUUUACUGUUAUGUUCUUUGUUAUUGCUGAUUUUGUUUAUCUUUUCCUUUUUGCCUGUUUCUGCCAUUGCUCAUAGUUUUGAAUUAGCAAUUGGCGUGUAUUGUUAUUAUUGUUGUUGCAAGUACCAUAAGGUGGUACUAAAUUAUUGAUGAUACUUCUGCAAGCCAAGUAUGAUUUACAGUGGCAAUUGCUUUGUUUAAAUUCUAAAUGGUCUUAUGUGAAAAGAAUAGAAAACUAUAAAAAAGCAAAAACUUUAGUUCAUUGUGUCAUUUUACAUAGAUUUACUUUUGGUGCAUAAGUUUAGUGUAGAAUUAAAGAAUAACCUAAAUUUUGUUUAAGUAUUUGUUAGACCAUUUUUGGAAUGGAAAGGAUCAAAUAUCACAUGUUAAUUAGGAAAUAUUUUCCCUCACUAAAAAGUUCUCCGAACUAGGUUAUCUUAAUAUUUCUGCUUAAAACUUCGUUCCACAAAUGCCGAAGACUGUAGAGUUACCUCCCUUGUUAACCUUUCAGUAUUAAUCAAGUAUAUUAACAAAAAAAAAACCAAUUAUUUUUAGGUCUAGAUAUAAAAAUCUGUUGAUACAAUAGGUUUUGUAUUUGGUGAAUAUAAUUUCGUGUUUUCAUACAGUUCUUAUUUAUUUUGGUGCUUUUUAUUUGGCUUUUUUUUAGUCAUUUUAACUUAAACAUUCCUUUGAUAUUUUUUUAUAAACUAGUUGUAAAUUAUAUUAUUCUAAUGUAAUGAUGUAUGACUAAUUUUAAUAUCAUUAAUUUUAAAAUUGAAAUAACAAAAGCUGGUGUGUCAUAAUAGAACCCUAGCAUUGAUGAUAUUACCAAAGUUAAUUCUAAUUUUGUUGAUAGCUACAGAAAUAUAUAUAUGAUACUAUAAACAUGGCUGAUUCUAUCUACAACAAAUUUGUACAGUUGCAGAGUUAGCCAUUUGGCUGCAAUUAUUUCAGCACGGUGUACGUUAUUGGUGUGAAAAACAAAAGUUGUGUAUCUAAAAUGUUAUUGGUCAUUACCAAUGCAUUGCUGGUCUUGGGAUAUAUAAUUGUAUUUUGUUGAUCUGUGAUUUUUAUCAUCUUGAUAUGAUAGUCUUGUUGAUAUUUAGAGACAAAUGAAGAGGAUUCAUUGUAACAUUUCCUCAUCAUUAUCUAAAAAAAUCAGCAUUCCUGGAAAAAAAUAACUUGAAUCUUUAAUACAUUCAUCAAAGAAACUUAAUCAUGACAUGCUUUGAGAACAAUUUUCGUCUGACAACCAAAAGUUAGUUGUAUUUUUUUUUUCUGGUACUGAAUGAAAAUUUAUUGUAAAGAAAUAUCUUUAGAAACUAUUUCACUUCGUAACAAAUCCAAAUAACUUUGCAGCUGUUUGGUAUUUGUAAACAAUAUUUGUUGGGGUGAUAAAAAUUGGACCUUAAAACUGUCAGACUGGUUGUUCUAGUUGCAAACUUUAAAACCACAUUGAAAAGCUUUUGACUAAAAUUGUUCUGGAAAUGUGUCUAUUCAACAUCUGUUAAAGAUGCCUCUGAAAUGAUGCUGACUUGGCAGUGAAUAAUCUAAUUGGUUCUUUAAGAAAGUUGAUUUUGUCACCCCUUCAUGCUCAAUUGAAAUACUUAAAACUUUCUUCUGAGUAUUGGAUUAUAUAUUAAAGUUUUUUGAGGGUGUGUGUGUCUAUUUGUUAAAUUUAAAGAAUUAAAGUUAUCUUUCUGUUUGCAGAAAGUUGUUAUAAAAUUCAAAGUCAUUUAUUUUAUUUUUUAAAUACUUUUUGUGUUCAUAGUAUGGAAAGAAGUUCAGAAAAUCAAUAGUGUGAAGUAGACUUGUUGGAACUAGGGAGUUGUUUUGUAAAAUAAAAUAUCAAAACUUAUAAACUA